Messenger RNA from Girardinichthys multiradiatus, 1353 nucleotides. It is a transcript of the gene ghitm, whose product is annotated as growth hormone inducible transmembrane protein. The transcript has 9 exons. Lineage: Eukaryota; Metazoa; Chordata; Actinopteri; Cyprinodontiformes; Goodeidae. The coding region runs from base 149 to 1195 and encodes 348 amino acids. The record is from RefSeq and is a predicted model, not a curated record. Gene Ontology annotation, cellular component: mitochondrial inner membrane.
CGCUUAGUGAUGACGCAGAUUCUAGAAUCUUCCGGAAGAGCUAUAGCGCGUUGCGAACAGAUGCGUCAGAGACUUGCGCAUUUCAAACUAGGAAGGUGAACCUCGGACGUUUCUCUCGGUCAUUACAGGCUAGCAGCAAAUUCCUAACAUGUUGGUGGUGAGGCUGACGUGUCUGAGGAGUCUCCCAUUAGUGGGGCUCCGUCCUAUGCUGUCACAGGGCUCCUCAGCCCUGAGAGCACCCACCCUGAAGGCCUGUCCCCCUAUGCUUAGGCCCCAGCAGGGUUAUUCCUCAAAGGCCAGAUUUGGAUUCCGCCGUGCAAAAACCAGCAGGGAGCAGCUGAAAGAAGCAGCUUUUGAACCAGCAACUGAUACAGCCAUCAAAAUUGACAGCAUGGGCAGAAUGAUUCUUGCCGGAGGCGCGGUGGUGGGCCUUGGAGCUCUUUGCUAUUAUGGUCUCGGCAUGUCUAAUGAAAUCGGAGCCCUUGAGAAAUCAAUGAUCUGGCCUCAAUAUGUGAAGGACAGAAUCCACUCCACCUACAUGUACUUUGCAGGCAGCAUUGGACUGACGGCUUUGUCGGCUGUAGCUGUUAGCAGGACCCCAGCACUGAUGGGUCUAAUGAUGAGGGGGUCCUGGUUGGCAAUUGGAGCAACUUUUGCAGCGAUGAUUGGAGCAGGGAUGCUGGUUCGGUCCAUCUCAUAUGAGCACAGCCCAAUGCCCAAACACCUUGCUUGGAUGCUCCAUGCAGGUGUGAUGGGUGCUGUCAUCGCUCCACUAACUCUACUGGGAGGACCUCUGAUGAUGAGGGCUGCCUGGUACACAGCAGGCAUUGUGGGAGGUCUGUCCACUGUGGCUAUGUGCGCUCCAAGUGAGAAGUUCCUCAACAUGGGAGGACCUCUUGCUGUCGGCUUUGGAGUGGUAUUCGCCUCCUCCCUUGGGUCCAUGUUUCUGCCACCCACCUCAGCAUUUGGAGCAGGCUUGUAUUCCAUUGCAGUCUACGGAGGUCUAGUUCUCUUCAGCAUGUUCCUCCUCUACGAUACACAAAAGGUUAUUAAGAGGGCGGAGACACACCCACUUUACGCUGCACAAAAAUAUGACCCCAUAAAUGCGUGUAUGGGGAUUUACAUGGACACGCUGAACAUUUUCAUGAGGCUGGUGAUGAUUCUGGCUGGCGGUGGUGGCGGCAAAAGGAAGUAAACAUCGGAUUGAGUUUUACUUUCUUCCACUGAGCACAGCAAAACGUUCCAGUGGUUCUGAUGUACAAGUGUUAUCCUUUAAAUACAAGUCUAAUGUGACUGGUAGAUGAUAAUAAAGCUUCGGGAGAAUUUUGAAGAUGGGGAUCUGACUCUAAGCUG